Molecule: messenger RNA, 396 nt
Organism: Odontomachus brunneus
Lineage: Eukaryota; Metazoa; Arthropoda; Insecta; Hymenoptera; Formicidae
Product: glutamic acid-rich protein-like
Exons: 4
Coding region: 1-396 (131 amino acids)
Source: RefSeq, a predicted model, not a curated record
AUGGAUGAUAUAAAAGUCAUCCAGGAGUCGCCGACAAAUAGUCCAAGAUUGAAUCGCAAGAAAUACAAGAAAAAUGUUGUACACAACAGAAUUUCCAAUGUUCGAGGAAGACCACAUAACGCGGAGUGGUUGGGACAAAUUAUACGUGCAUAUGAUCCAAAAUCAUCUGACAGCGAGGAGGAUGAUGAUGAAACGGCCAUAGAAGUCAUCGAUAUCGCUGACUCUGAGGAGGAGGAGGAGGAGGAGAAGGAGGAGGAGGAUGACGACAUCGCCGACUUCGAUGAGAAGAAUGAAGAGAAGGAUAAUAGAAAACUUAUUGACAUCGCCGACAGCGAAGAGGAUAAUAUAGAACUCAUUGACAUUGCCGACAGCGAAGUGAAUGAUAUAAUAAAUUAA